GAUCACAAAAAUUUGCUGUAAACGUGUCCCUUCCCACCGUACCUGUGUAUAAACCGGUAAUAAUUUCCAGACUUGUUCUUAAUUUAACAUCAACUGGAUCUUGCUUUAAAAUUAGGGAAGGGAUAUUUCCUCUUGGAUAGAACUAAUUGAACUGUCAACCUAGUUGUCACUAGCUAUCAUAAAUCAACGACUUUUGGAGCGUUCUUUGGUUGACAUCUCCGCCGCAGUCCGCAUCUCCGACCGAGUCCGAGUCGACCGACUCCGCCUCCGGUGCACUGCAGUCACACAGUCACUACGGUAGUCGGUAUACGUUAGCGUAGUGUUACUGUGUUAGUGUUAGAAAUAGAAACUAUUUCCUCAAUAUUCUGUUGGUCUAAUGAUAAGUAGAUCUAGUUACUGCUGACUUUAUCUCCUAAUCCAAGGCUAACAUCUUCACUGAAUCAAGAAUCGGCGGUAGAAGUUUCUGCCGUUGCUGGUCGGUUGACAUCCAGCAGAUGUGAUGAGUUCUGUUCAUGGGUUUCGGAGUAAACCCAAACAUGAUCGAAGCAAGUACAUGCCCGUGUCUGGUCAGGUCCAGAAUGUGCAGAAUUCGACGGUGUACGUCUUCGGAGAGUCGGCAAUCACAGAAGACGAGAUCAAUGCAGACAAUGAUGUCGAGAUGUCUGAGCUUCGGACACGAGGCGGUGGUGGUGGUAAGAGGAAGAAAAAGACUAAACACACAGAGGAUGAGAUGGUGUAUGUGGAAAAGGAUAUCAAUGAAGGAGAUACUUUACAGACAUUUUCUCUUCGUUAUGCAUGCAGGGUUUCAGAGUUGAAGCGUAUCAAUAACUUGAUAGCUGAUCAGGAUUUCCAUGCCAGAAGAACUCUCAAAGUGCCAAUGCGUCGGGAUGGAAUUCUCUUGGAGAUUGAAGAUGAUCUAAAAUCCCAAGCAGCCAAGUCAUUGCGUCAAGUUAAUCAUUCUAAACCGCAUCUAUUAAACGGUCACAGACAUUCAGAUGAAAGCGAUCAUUUAGGUAGCGACUCCGAUGACAGCCAGACAGAGUUCAUCCGGACUAUCAGUAUACCGGGCUCCUUGGAUGGUGAGAACAGGGCAGCGCAACAGUUCUUUGACAAAAUGGAUAAAGAUUUACACAAUAUCUUGGAGAAAACAAGAACUAACAAAGAUACUCUUCAAGAAGUCACAUCGGUUCUGAAAGAAACUCGGUUUCGUCCACUCCGCUUCCCCAAGGCAAAGUCUGACUGCCCUGAUGAUGGAGCUACAUUAGGUUGCACCACAAGAAACAUAGUCAUUGCCCUUGUUGUCGUUAUGGUUAUUGGACCAUUAUUAGGAUUAGCAAUUGCAAAAGGUUGGAAUUGAUUUUAUCCAAUACCGUGGUCAUAUUUGUUCUACGGUGGCUGUAUGGCUAGUCGAAAACAGCUGUUUUAUUAAUUUUGAUUCAAACCACCUAUAUGCAGUUGGACAAAAACUGUUAAAACAGCUGUUUUCGCCUUGCCUUACGGCAGACGUAGAACUCUGUUGUGUGAUCAUGUUUAGCCUGUUUUACAAAUGCAUGUAUACCCUACAUCUCUCUUAACUUUGAUUCUUACUGCAUCCUUCUUUUUUUUACCUGUGACAUAAUGCUUGCAAUCAAUUUUAGGGACAGUUUUUUAUGAUCGAUCAUACACAAUAAUCAGUCGUAGAAAUCAGCCUGACAAUCGCUAAGAGCUGUAUUUAUUUACAGGGCCUAGUUCACAAUUUACAUAGUGUGCAAAGGAAGAAAUGAUAUGAUUACACUCUGUAUGUACUGCAAAUUGAUUCUAAAUUACUGCAGUGCAUUUCAGUAUAAUGUAAUUAUUGCAAUUUUUCCUUCCCAACUUUAACUGCCUUUGGGUUCAUGCUAAACAUGUAGG
Molecule: messenger RNA, 1890 nt
Organism: Lytechinus variegatus (green sea urchin)
Lineage: Eukaryota; Metazoa; Echinodermata; Echinoidea; Temnopleuroida; Toxopneustidae
Product: lysM and putative peptidoglycan-binding domain-containing protein 3-like
Exons: 3
Coding region: 500-1357 (285 amino acids)
Source: RefSeq, a predicted model, not a curated record